Orbilia oligospora ATCC 24927 is the source of this 2157-nucleotide messenger RNA. RefSeq lists its product as uncharacterized. The transcript has 3 exons. The record is from RefSeq and is a predicted model, not a curated record. Gene Ontology annotation, molecular function: protein binding. NCBI's taxonomy places the organism in Eukaryota, Fungi, Ascomycota, Orbiliomycetes, Orbiliales, Orbiliaceae. Bases 1 to 2157 code for a protein of 718 amino acids.
AUGGUAAACGGCCACGAUAGCCUAGGUGAUUGGGGACUUGAUAGCGGUAGCCAGAGCAUACCCUUGAAUUCAAUUACUCUUACACCGUCCGCGCCGACGUCUCGGAACUCAUCAUUUAGCAUCAAUAGCGAUGAUUCAUUCCCAGGGUCACUUUCUGAUUCGGGGUCUGUAAAAUCUGUUUCUCAUGCUCCCGCGUCUAGUGUUGCGGACGUAUGGGGGGUCGGAAUCCCUACUACCGAUUCGCUUUCGACCUUGCCACUUGGGCAGGCAGUAACUCGGAGAGAUGUCGAGAGCGUCCGUAAGCUCUUAGGCGAGGACCCCCAGAGCGCAUGUGUGCAGGACAAGGAAGGAAAUAACCUACUGCACCUUAUGGCAGAUUUACGAGUCUCGGAUCCCGCCAAAGCUCGACUCAAUUGGGCUGAUACCAUCAAUGUGACCAAGGAGAUGGUGAAAAUUUUGAUCGAGCAUAAAGUGGACAUCGAGGCUCGAAAUCAAUCUCGCAUGACGCCGCUCUACGUCCCGUUUCGAAAACAGCUAAUGCCCUACUCUGGGAGAUCUGACGGGGCCCAGAAGGGAUGGCUGGAAGGGCAUGCGGUGAUCGCACUGAUAGAGGCCGGUGCAAAUACAAAAAUUGACUUGGGAAACGGUGACAGGAGGGAGAGCUUCUACGAUAAUCUUCUGGAAGUAUGGGUACAUAGAUCCUGCGAAGAUUUUUGUCACUCUGAAACAUACCGUGACGUGCUCCUAUCCCUCAUGCAAAGAGUGGAAGACCCCGACCCCCCAGAUACUUAUCUCCCUCUGAUGCACCGGGUCAUAAGAGCGGGCACCGGCCCUCACUCGGGAGAGGCCCUCCGGUGCCUGACGUCCAAGCUCCAUCCAAAACCUGCCAGGGUCGAUUCCUUGAACGAAAAAGGAGAUACCCCUCUCCUAGCUCUCUUAAGUUCCGACAAUGAUGUGUCCAAAGAUUUCCCAGAAACAGCCUUGGAAUUUACUAUCAACGCGGCAAAGGCUCUUCUUGAAUGUGGCGCACAAAUAUAUUUUACUUCAGAGUCAGGCAAUACAGCUAUCCUCUCAGCAGUUAGUGGUCAUCGGUCUAGAUGGCGGUCUGAUGAGGAAGACGUACAAUUAAUGGAUUUUCUUCUGAAUUUCGAUCGGUCAAUCGACGAUGGCUUAGAGCUUGGUCACUGGCGCUUAAUAAAUAUUACACAAACGGUUGCAUUGACAAAGGCAGUGUGUAUGGGACGACCGAAGACAGUCAAAUUCCUUCUGGGACAUGGAAUGCACGAUCGCUUGGAUGAGCGUGUCAGAUUUGAGUAUAGACAUGAUAUUAUAUUUUCCGGCACUCUUUUAGAUAUCGCUUUUUUUGGAGCUGAGCAAACUCGUAGGGAAUACAUUGAGCUGGUUGAUCCCGAAGCUCAUCCAGAUAUAUACACAGAAGGUUCAGAAUUCAGCGCAGAACACUGGGCCUACUUCCGUCUUUCCGAGGCUUUCAUUUACGUGAACGAUGAGAAAGCGAAGGCCAUCGGCAAAUCUCGAUACCAGGGCCAUAGCGAGGUUGUGAAAAUUCUUCAAAGCUACGGCAUUGAACGUACUCGCCCAGAAGAACCCGACAACGAGCCGACUUAUUUUAACGAAGUCACGAUGCCCAGGAGCAGCUUCUUCAACUUUUCUGCUGCAGGCGUUUCCACUACCGAAUUGCGUGAAGGGGAGAUACCGCGGAACGAAGAUUGGAAGUUUCUGUACGAGCUGGAGAUACUAGAUGAGAAAUGGGAGAGCAAAGUCGUCCCCCAACUAGCCUUCAUCUACACGAAACGCAGAGCCUGGCCCCGACCUCGAGUCCUGGACCGCUGGCCGCAACUUCAAACGAUGAUUCCUCCUAAAGGAGAUCCAGCAUGGUAUUUGAACGAAUUCUGGCUUCACGUUUGGAAUCCCCCGCGCCCAGAAAGCGAAGAAUAUGCGUCGGACUAUCGGUCUGAUAGUGAACCUGAUUCCGGGUCCUACUAUACGGGUAGCGAUAGCCAAGAAUACGAAGAUGACCAAAGCUUUGACGGUAGCGACCCUGGUGGGGACGACCACGAUGCAAGAAGCGAUUAUUACGAUUCAGAGGGGGAGGGUUACAAUGACGCUACAGACUCAGAUACAAAUGAGUCUUCUUAG